AUGGAUAUUGAUCAAUCAGUGAAUGGGUGGUUUGAAAGGAUAAGCUUGAUACAGAAGAAAGCUGAUCACUACAAGCUUCAUCAAGAUAUUCUUUCAUCAUUAUCGGAUAAGGACGGCUUUGAUUUUUACAUUAAAUCAAAGGGAAUUAUUAUUAGUGCACAUACUUGCAUAUUACGCUGCCGCUGUCCACGGUUUUACUAUGAAGUUAUUAAAAAAGUUGAUGUUGCUAAUUUGCCAAUACAUUUAUUAGAACACAUUUCAGAUUUUAUCAAGUGUGUUUAUUCUGAGAACAAUGUUAGUGCACCAGAAAAAAAAUUGAUUAAAUCAAUUAACACUGAUCAUCCAAAAAUAAAGAAACGUCCAUCCAUUGAUUUAUAUGAACCUAAACGAAUCUCGUGUGAUAUAAAUCCAUUAUAUUAUUCACUAGCACAGUAUGAUGAUUUUUCUUCAAGUGAGUUCAGCGAUUUUGAACAGUGUGCAUAUGAUGACAUAGAAUCAGUCAUUUCAAACCAGGCGAAUAUUAGUAAUUCAUCAUUUGGUAGCAUGGACAUUAAAUCAAAUAAUUCAGUUGAAUCUCGCCAAAUUAAAUCACAAUUAAGUAGCUCAUGUCAAGAGUCAACUGUGUUAACUAAUGAAGAGAGUUUUAUAGAUGAAAAAUCUUCACUAAGUUUUAAAAUUGAUGGAUCAGAUAUUGGCAACAAAGUUAGAAUAGUAAAUAAUCUUAGCUGUGAGUUUCAACAUGAUUUUAUAAAAAAACCAAAUGCUGAUAUAAAUAGUUUUUCAAAUCUAGAACUUGCGAUUGGAUGUAACAAUAUAUUAGAUUCAUCGAUUCAUGGUCCAAAAAAUAAAACAAAUCCAACACCUAUUGAAAUUGUGAUGAAUAAUACCAAAGGCUGUAAACCUGAUUUAUCAAGGGUUGACAGUUUGAUAAACAAGAGUUUAAACGAGGAAAAUAUUUUACUCAAUGAUAACACCGAUAGAAUGAUUCAAGAAACUGAUGAUGAUUUAGAUGUCUUAUCGCCACACAGUUUUGAAACUUUUACUGUGAUUAAAAAAAAGAAUGAAAAUGAAGAUAUUUUUUGUAAAUUUAACCAUUUUGAGAAUAGUAUUAAUACAAGUGACCAAGAUCCAUUAAAAAGUGAAUCAAAUAAUUUUCAGACAUUUACUGUAAUAAAUGAAAAUAUAAUAGCUGAUGAUGGCAGUGAAUCUCAAACAGAUAUAGUUGUAAAUAGUGUAUCUUUUGAACCUGAAACUUCAAAUGAUUAUAAAACAUUCACUGUUGUUAACGGAAUUAGUAGAUCUCCUUUUAAUUCAGAACAACUAAGUAGUUCAUCUAAUUCAACUCUAUCAAAUAGUAAAAUAUAUAUAAAUAAUAAUGACAUUGAUUUAGAUUUAUUACCAUCAACACACACAAUAUCUCAAUUUGAUACAAUUACAUUGUUACCACAGUCAAAUAAUUACAGUGAUUGUGACAAGGAAGAAGACAAUGUAUCAACAAAUUUAAAUAAUGAUGAAAAAGAGAAUAAUAUUUCUAAAUUUGAUAUUGAUACUACUAAAGAAGAAAACGCUGGACAUAAUGAGUCCUAUAAUCAAAUUAAUUUCAAACCUGAAGGAAAUAUUAGAAAGGAAGUAUUUAGUUAUUCAAAUAAUAUUGAAAGUAUUGUAACUUCAUCUGAAAGUAGUAUAUCUACUAAUAUGAAACAAUGUAGUGAUGUUAUACCUAGUAUAUUAAGUACAGUUAGUGACAAUGCUACAUUACAUUUUAUUUGUGAAGAUAACAAUAGUCAAAACAAUUCAACUAACCAACAUUUAGAAAAGCUGAAAAGUUCUGGUGAGUCGGAUAGUACUCUGAGUUUACAUCUUGAAAUUUUAGAGAACACUAAAGGAAUGAAUUCUCCCGAUUCUUUAAAUGAAGAUGAUGUGUUUGGUCUGGAAGAAAAGCCGAUUGUUUCUAAUAAGCUAGAAUUUGUACCUUUAGAAGCAACACCAAUAAAAGAUAAUAGAAGUCCACGUUUGUCUAGAAAAUACAUGGAAUGUUCACCUGUUAUAUCAGCUAACGCUUAUAUUCCCGACAUUGAUGUGGAAAAAUCAACUAUCACUGAAGAAAAUAGUGAACGUAAGAACUCAAGCUCAUUUUUUAUUGAUUUUAAUCAAGGUAAGCCAAAAAAUAAACCUAAACGUUUUGAAAAUCUCACAAAGUCUUUAGAUUCUAGUACGAUUGCUAAUAGUAAAGAAAAAAUAUUCUCUAUGUUUAUUGAUUUCAACGAAGAUUCAGAAUCUAGUGAAUCGUCGUCUAAAGGUAUUAAACAUCGUAAACCUCAAACACUUGCAGAUCGGUUUGUUAGAAUGCAUAGCGAAGAGGCUUGUGUCAAAAUUAAAGAUUCUGAAAACACAGUAACUCCUCCUCCAAGUCGAAUGACAUCAACUGUAGAAAACUCUUCUGCUGACAUUUCUGAUUCUUGUAAGAAACAAAGUGUAUUUAUGUUUAUUGAAAAUGAUACACCUACCCCAGUCAAACGAAGAUCAUUACCUCAGAGUUCUCGACUUAAAUCUCAAAGAAAUUCUUGGAAUGUUGACAGUACAGUUGUUCAUAAAACUCAUCAUAGAACUCAUAGUGUAAAUUUAUCUGAAGAAAAUCACUUUGAUGCCAGGAUGACUCAGAGUCAUAUAGAAACAGGAUCAAAUGACUUCAAUAAACCUUCAGAUUCAUUUGAUACUUUAGAAUGUAAUGUAACAAUAACUGUAAAUGGUGCAAAAGACAGUGGAAUUGGUUUAGUUGAUUCUUUUGUCCGACUAUCUGAUAUGGAUAAAGCGCCUUCUCAAGAAAUUAUCAGUAGUUUAAAUAAGAGUGAGUCAAAAUCCGAAUCUUUGAGACGAGAUUUAAAAAACACUGAGUUAGGCAGAUGUUUAAAACGAAUGUUUCCAUAUUUAAAAAGUAUUGAAGUGGAACGUAUAUUACUCUCCAAACCACCUCAUGUUCUUGACAGUAGAGAAGAAAUUAAAAGUGGUCUUGGGCAAGAUUUACUUCGUAUGUUUUUAGAAGAAAUUGGUGCGGAUACAACUAUUGAUGUUAAUGGAAGACGAAUUAAAGCCCAUAAAUGUGUGUUAACUUCAAGAUGCCAAUAUUUUGCUGCCAUGUUCAGUGGUGGAUGGGUACAAAGUGCUGGGAAUGUUUUAUAUUUGAAAGGAUUUUCUUACAAUACCGUUCAUUUAACAUUACGAUACAUCUAUAGUGGUGAAUGUGAUUUCUCUGAGAUUAAAAAUGUGGCUGAAUUAUCCAAAUUGGCUGAUAUGUUAUGUCUUGAAGGAUUAAAAGAUAACAUAAUGUUAUAUUUAGCCGCAGAAUAUUGUCAUUUCUUUAAGGAGGUUUGCGACCGUUGUACUAUUGGCAUUCUCGAGUGCUUGACAUUAAGUGUUGCUUAUGGACUCGAUGAUCUUUAUUUGUCUUGUAUAGUAUGGAUAAAUGACAAUUUUUCAGUAGUCUGGCCAACACACCACUUUGUGUCACUACCACAGGAUUUAAAAGUCAAAUGUUUCAGACAUAAAGUUGCACACAUUGAUGAUAUAAAUGAUGUAUUGAGUGUAACAGAAGGCUGUGAAAAGAUAAAAAAAUCUUUACCAAAUGAUGAAUGGACUAAAGAAGUAAUAGACUUAACUACAGACCUUUCAAAUAGUGUAAUAAAAUAUUUGGCAAAACAUUUUUAUCCUACCAUAACAUCAAAAUAUUUUAAACAAAUACUCGAAAGUGAAAACUUAUUUGCUGAUAGCUUUGCUACACAUUUGUUGGCGUCUUGUAAUUGUGCAAAUAGAAAUCAAAUAAGACAAGCUUAUGAUCACUUGAACAAAUCAUCAUCAAAUAAUUUUUGGCAUACACAAGGAGACAUUUUAGUGAAUGCUAUUAUGGAGUUGAUAGUUAAAGGUUUAGCUUCUGACUUCAGGAACGGUAGAGAAAGACAAGCAAUGGGUAGUCUUCCAAAUGAUUAUCGAAUGUCCGAAGCCCUUGCUAAAAGAAUUGCAUUUGAGUUGGGCUUACCUGGAAUAGAGUUAGCAGCAAAUGGAACUUUAAUAACAUCAAGCCCUGUUAAAAAAAUGACAACUAGUACCAAAACGUUAAAUAAAACUCCGGAAAAUAAAGUUAAACUAAAAACUGCAGUUGAAAAUACUCCAUUAACUAAAAGUAAAACUCCAGGAAAAUUUGCUGAGGUAAAAUCACGUUAUAUGGAACCAAAACCACAACUGACUACACCUACACCUCCAAAGAUGUUAUCUGUUCAUAAAGAUUUACCUCGUGGCCGUCGCAUUAUGUCAUCAUCAACAUCUCUGAUUUCAUCACCUAAUGUUAGGAGCACUAUGGCAAGUUCUAGGUUGUCUACUAAUCGAAUAGACAGUGGCUUGAAAACUAAAACAUCGUCUGAAUUAUCUCUGUCUACUCCUAAACCAAAACCUAGAACUAUGUUACCUAAAACUGAUCCACUACCAUCUAACAAUCGUACAUCGUCCAUUGCAAUAAAACAAACACCCAAAACAACUAGAAAACCUAUACAAAAUAAUGCAAGUAUUAAAAAAACCUCAAACGAGAAAAUUAUGAAUGGCGUUAAAAGACAGACUAUUAUUCCUAAAACAAAAUUGUUGCCAAAUGGACAUCCCACUAUAGGUUCUAGAUCAGGUACAUUUUGUAAAGAUGAACCUACUGUUAUACACAGUAAAGAUAUUACUAGUUGA
Molecule: messenger RNA, 4722 nt
Organism: Macrosiphum euphorbiae (potato aphid)
Lineage: Eukaryota; Metazoa; Arthropoda; Insecta; Hemiptera; Aphididae
Source: the annotation of a GenBank genome assembly